Molecule: messenger RNA, 207 nt
Organism: Effrenium voratum
Lineage: Eukaryota; Dinophyceae; Suessiales; Symbiodiniaceae
Source: the annotation of a GenBank genome assembly
GUCAUGCAAAUCCCCGGUCACUGGUGAUGUUGGCGAGCUCCGGGCUGGAAGACGACUCCAAGGAAGCCUUCAGGGAAAUGAUGCGGAUGCCAGGCAAGCCGCCGAAGGUCCUGUCCCUGGAAGACGGGGCCUGGCUCAUGAGGGCGUUCUGGGAUGCUUCCAGCCCAGACUUUGCUCGUCCAGAGGCGCUGAACUACGGCAAAGCAG